Messenger RNA from Rhagoletis pomonella (apple maggot), 1786 nucleotides. Its product is annotated as solute carrier family 25 member 40-like. The record is from RefSeq and is a predicted model, not a curated record. Bases 295 to 1398 code for a protein of 367 amino acids. Lineage: Eukaryota; Metazoa; Arthropoda; Insecta; Diptera; Tephritidae. The transcript has 5 exons. Gene Ontology annotation, biological process: mitochondrial transmembrane transport.
UUAAUUAGAAAGAUUCUUAUCAAAACAAGUGUAGGUUGAAUGUCAAAAUAAAUUUAAGUAAUUUUCCACAAAAAAAAUUUGUUACGGCUUCUGUUUCUUUCACUAAUCGUAAAAACGACCAAAUGUAUAUGAAAUAAGGCAUAACCAAGCCAAAUAGUGUCGUGCAUAAAAAUCGACUAAAGUGACGGCGCAAAUUCCAGCAUUUGUAUUUCAUCAUACCCUCGGCUUUUUCGUGCCGGCUCAUCAAUGAAUUCUUGUACCUAAUAGCAAACAAACGAGCGCCUAAAAUUCAUAAUGAGCAUAGAAGUAUCUACGAAAAAAACGCGCUUGUUACUGGAAGAUCCCAGAUUUCGCAUACGCCCUUUGCAGCAAGUAGUGUCUGCCUGUACGGGGGCGCUAAUAACAGCAUGUUUCAUGACACCGUUGGAUGUUGUUAAGACCCGUCUACAAGCGCAACAAACCACCACAAACAAAUGUUUCUUAUAUUGCAACGGCCUUAUGGAUCAUCUGUGCCCAUGCGAUCCCAACAUGCCCACACACCUAAAGCCGGAGAAGCGUUUAAAUGGCACUAUUGAUGCUUUUGUGAAAAUUGCACGCCACGAAGGCGUUGGUUCUCUUUGGUCCGGACUAAGUCCCACACUUGUAUCUGCUCUGCCAUCGACAAUAGUUUAUUUUGUCGCCUACGAACAAUUCAAAAUGCGCGCUUUGGAGCUGCACUACAAGUAUCUGGCGGAAGUGAAGGGCUCGCCACGUGGCCGUGAGAUACCUUUCCACAUACCAUUGCUCAGUGGAGUAUCGGCGCGCAUAUGUGCGGUCACCUUUGUUAGCCCUAUUGAGUUGAUUCGUACAAAAAUGCAGUCACAGAAAAUGAGCUACCAUGAAAUGAUAUCCACUGUGCGAAUGGUAAUGAAAACGCAGGGUUUCUUCGGUUUGUUUCGUGGCUUACCACCAACGAUUCUUCGUGACGUGCCCUUCUCCGGCAUAUACUGGACCUGCUAUGAGAAUAUAAAAAGCUUUUUUGGUGUAGAAGAACCAACGUUUGGAUUCAGCUUUAUGGCUGGCGCAGUUUCUGGCUCGUUAGCAGCCACCAUUACAACACCUUUCGAUGUUGUGAAAACGCAUGAACAAAUCGAAUUUGGAGAAAAGGUGCUUUUUGCAGACAAACCGCCGGCCAACGUUUCCAAUUUAAAUAUACGACAACGGCUUUGGUCUAUUUAUCGCAUGAAUGGAAUACGCGGUCUAUUUGCCGGCUUAGGUCCACGAUUGCUAAAAGUGGCGCCAGCAUGUGCCAUAAUGAUUUCCACGUUUGAACACAGCAAAGCAUUUUUCUAUCACUACAACAUAGAAAAACACAAUGAGGCUAUAUUAAUGGCAAACCAAAGAGUAAAAGGUGUUUGAUAGUUAGCGUGAUAUUAUGCCUAAGUUCCUACGAACGCAGAGGCAAGGGCUCGUGGGAAAAAGGGGUUUACCUACAUAUAAUAGAGUAUUAAUAUAUGCUGGGGUUUAAAAUAGACCUUUGUGUUUAGCUUAUAAAUUUUACUGUUUAUGUUGACCAAUUGAAGACGUUAACUGAGAUACUGGCAGUUGGCGCAGGCAACCUAUUUAUAAUGUACGCACGUAAAUCCUAAUUAUUAAAUGGCAGUAGUUGAAGUUAUGAAUACCUAUUUUUAUAAUCGAUGGUCCAAUCAACAAAUGUUCCAUUAAAAAGUAAAUAAAUACGCUUAAUUGGCUUUUGAAGAAACCUUUGCAUUCAAAACCCUUUUACCGCAAAUAGUUUCCAUCAGAA